Messenger RNA from Drosophila miranda, 3741 nucleotides. RefSeq lists its product as uncharacterized. The record is from RefSeq and is a predicted model, not a curated record. The transcript has 12 exons. The coding region runs from base 111 to 3638 and encodes 1175 amino acids. Lineage: Eukaryota; Metazoa; Arthropoda; Insecta; Diptera; Drosophilidae.
UAUAUAGAAAAUGAGAGUCGAUAUUUAAUGCCAGAAAUCUCAUAACAAACUUCAUUUGUGAGUGAGUUCCGAAAUUGCGUCUGAAAUUUUUUUUUCCCGCGCAGGGGGAAAUGUUUGAUUCCGGGAUGGCAGCUGUAAGCUUAAGCAUAAACGGGCAGCCGGCCGUCCUUCUACAGCCCGAUACUGUUUACCGCAUUGGGCGCAAGGAAGCAUAUGAGUUCUGUGUCGCCGAUGAAUCCAUGGAGCUGUUGCAUGCUUUGGCAAUUGUCUAUCGAGCGGGUGUCCUUCGCGUGUUUGCGCUGAUGGGAAAGGUAUUCGUGAAUGGCCUGGAGAACGGCAAUGUGGACAUCAGCCGAAAGGAUGCCAUCGAUGGAAAGGUAAAGUUACGCUUCGGUAAUGUGGCAGCCGAAGCGCAAAUAAUGGAACCUAUUCAGCACCAUGAUAGCAGUGGAUUCGGCGAAUCCCUCAAGGACACAUCCGUCGAUACAACAUCAGACAGUCUCGUUAUACCAGAAACGGAGGUGCAGUCGGUCAACACAAGUGCUAAUACAACGGUUGGUAGCUUCUUUGUACCCGAAACCCAAGCUGUGGUCUUUGAUAAAGGAGUCUCGAAGGGCGGCAAAGUUUCGCUGGGCGAUGACUUCAUGAUACCCGAGACGCAAGAUCUCCUUAGUACUCCACCAGUUGUUGUCCACAAUGAGAAAUCCAAUUCUAUCGAUGAAGAUGCCUCUGAAAUGGGCACGCAGAUACGCAUUUGCACCCAGGAAUUCAAUAAUUUCGAUGAGGAUGCAUUUGAUGACUUCGAUUCAUCUAUGAUAAUGGGAGAUUCUGUGACGGCACUAUCGCUUCGUCAGCGCAUUGAAAACAAAAACAAGCAGGAUGUCGAUGAAAAGGACCUGGAACUGAGUGCCUUAAAUUGGUCUGCAACUAAUCCAAAAUGCACUGUCUUGAAUAGCACCAAGGCGGGAGAAUUGUCUCCUCGGGAACUUGCUUGUAUUACACCAGACCUAUCCGGCCAGAAUCCAUCUCAAAAUGCAGGAAAUUGUACUCCUGAUCUAUUUGAUUUGAUGAAUGCUGGUAAUGUACUGUCCGAGAGAUCCGCCACACCAACGCUUUGCGGGCUAAAGCAGUUGAUUGUGGCCACCAUAGAGACACCAACAGCAACUCCUAUCGAAGUGGAGGACAAAGAAAAUCAGGACUUUAUUGUCACUCCGAGCAAAGAGCCAGCAAGCGAAUCUCCCAAAAAUGGCAACGAAAAUAACGAAACUAAUCAGGAUUUCAUUGCCACUCAGCCGUUUCCCUUUCACUUAAAGCGCAAGCAAGAAAGAUUGCAAGCAACCGAAUCUCUUAAAGAUCGCCCUGAUGGCGAGCUCAUAAAUCAGGAUUUCAUAGAAACUCAGCCAUUUCCUUCGAAGCUCAAACAAAAUGCCUGGAAAGCAGCCGACUAUCCUAAAGACCGCAGCUAUGAGGAGGAAACUAAUCAAGAUUUCAUUGCCACUCAGCCGUUCCCCUUAUGGAAGAAGAAAAAUAGGAACGCAGCUGAAUUAACUGAAGAACACCGCGACAGUGAGGACAAUCAAGAUUUUAUAGCCACGGAGGCAUUCCCCUCGAUAAGCAAGCAAGCAAGUAAGAACACUCCAGAAAAUAAAGAGAACAUUCCAGUUGAAAAAAAUGAUACAGAACCCAAAGCUUCUACUUCCAAAGACGCAAAAAAUUUGAAUUCCCGUACAUAUAAUGAAAUCAUGGAGAUACUGGACAAAAUGGCUGCAGGCCUUCCACAGCCGCCUGAUGAUCCAAACGAACCUCAAAUUAAGUUCGUUGAACCUUCCAUUAUUAUGGAUGAAAACUAUAAUGCUAAGGUUGCCCGUCUAGAAUCCAUCUAUCCGGACAGGGACAGCAAGCGGCUUUGGGGUUUACCGAAAUUACCCGAAGUCUUGAAUAGCCGCAUAGCCGGAUCGGAGUCACCUCCACGUACUACAAGAAACGCAUGUCAACGACGCCUUUCAGACGAAUCACCCAGAAUUGAGCCCAGAAAACGGCCAGCGGCUGCAGAAAGCUCACCCGAACCUAAAAAUAAGAUCAGCCGUCUACCUUUGAAUUCGUUUAUUGAAGAAGAUGAUAAAAAGGCAGCUGACAAGGAGAGUACGCCGGAAUUGGUGGUCAGUAACACACAGCUCGAUUCUGCUUCGCAUUCCAAAGUAAAGAAGACAACCGGACCCCAAAAAGAGGAACAGGCAUCUGACAUGGAAAGUUCACCGGAAUUGGUGGUCAAGGUGCGGCCGGGUAGAUCAAAGAGGUCGACUAGCACACAGCUCGAUUCUGCUUCACAUUCCAAAGUAAAGAAGAAAAUUGAACCCAAAAAAGAGGAACAGACAGCUGACAAGGAAAGUUCAUAUUCCAAAGUAAAGAAGACAGUCGAACCCAAACAAGAGAAACAGGAUGUUCCAGAUGCACCACGCAGUCGAUUAAGAAACGCAAAAACAAUCGACAAGAUUCAGGAAAAGGCAGCCAAAAUUGGGAAUACACCCGAAGAAGGAGUCGUUGAAAAGAUAGCAAGCAAGCGAGUAGGAAGACCUAGAAAGAUCAAAACACCAACAUCAACACCGCAGGACACCAUACAGAGUAGGAUAAAGAAGGAGAACCCACCAGAGAAAGAAAAUGCGAAUACUAGUGCAGUGGCAAAACGGAGGGUGGGCAGACCUAGGAAGUCCCAAAAACCAACAGAAGAUAAACCAGAACUAAAAGUGAGAAGAAGUGAGACAUCAUCUACAACAGAUAAGAUCACUACGAGGAACACGUCAGAGGAGAAAGCUAAAGGAGAACCACAAUCCAAAGCUGCAGAAACUCGAGGAUUGGUAAAAAGAAAGCAGCUAACAAAAUCGACCUCUGUCACUGAAGAGGAUAAUGGACCAACUACAAGUACUGCAGCAGCAGCACAAAAAGAAAAUCUUGGGCGAAGGGGAAGAUCAAUUAGUAGCACAGGCACAGUCGCGUCAUCUCAAGCGAAUGCCCUUAAAGCCAUUAACGAACAUGUGAGGAAGGCAAAAGGACAAGGAAAAAUCAAAAUAGCAUUCUCGAUGUGUAAUCUAGCUGAGCUGGCGUCAGUUCUGAAGGCCUUGAAGCAUUCUGUGGAGAAAACGGAUGAUCCCCUGAACUGCGACGUCCUCAUCAUGGACAAGGGUGAUCGCACGUACAAAUUCCUGGUGGGAAUAGCUGCCAGUAAACCUAUACUCUCCAGUUCCUGGCUUCAAUCCAUGAGGGCAUCGUCUCGUGCAACUGUUCAGACAGAACACCUCUUCUCAGACUCAAACUUCGAGAAGUUGUACAAAUUCGAUCCUCUAAUGGCAAUGCAGCAUCCACAAUUGUUGAGUGGGCUUAACUUUAUGCUCUGCGAGGGUAUCCAACCGAAUCAAAAAGAAAUGAAAGCAAUCAUUGAAAGUGCUGGUGGAAAGGUCCACAGAGAACCGCCAGCGCAGGAAGAGAAUCUGUAUGUCAUAACUGUAGCCAAGGAUAAAAAACGCUACAAGCGAAUCCUGCAAAAUCGUGCCCAUGUUCAGUACAUAACCACAGAGGGCAUCAUGAAGACACUGGUGCAGCAUAAUCUGGAUCUGUUAAACGACCCUAAGGUACAAAUUUGAGUCGCGUCUCAGUAAAUUGUGCCUUGUUCCUUGUUUUGUGUGGCCAUAUAUAUUUCAUGUUCAUUUUUUUGAAAUUACUAAAUACAUCAUAAGAUUGUGCUUA